Messenger RNA from Pungitius pungitius (ninespine stickleback), 3003 nucleotides. RefSeq names its product protein phosphatase Slingshot homolog 3. The coding region runs from base 307 to 2157 and encodes 616 amino acids. Gene Ontology annotation, cellular component: cytoplasm. NCBI's taxonomy places the organism in Eukaryota, Metazoa, Chordata, Actinopteri, Perciformes, Gasterosteidae. The record is from RefSeq and is a predicted model, not a curated record. Gene Ontology annotation, molecular function: protein tyrosine/serine/threonine phosphatase activity; actin binding. The transcript has 17 exons. Gene Ontology annotation, biological process: negative regulation of actin filament polymerization; protein dephosphorylation; actin cytoskeleton organization.
GUCAUCGGACCGCUCCAGUGGCGCCUGCUGCUCCGCUUGUUAGUGAGGACCAUGGCACAGCCGCUGAGCUGUAAAUGGUGAAAAGACUUCACCCUCAAAAGCGACAGAGGGCGGAAUAAGUAGCACUUGACACUCGAGGAACAAACAAGUCCAGUCCGAAGCAGGAAAUGAGUGGGGUCCAAGUCUGAAAGAAGAGCAAAUUACAACUACGCCAACGGCAGAGUUGUGGCAGAGGAAACCUGCAGAGCCUGUCUGAACUUGCCAUCAACAACAAGUUUAGUGGAGACACUCACCCUGUACUCUUCAAUGGCUCUGUUGACCCUGCAUAGGCUCCCAUCCAUCUCCGGCGCACCAGAUGAAAGCCUCGAAAGAAGAGGGAGACUUCAGAAAAGGGAGAGCUUUGCCCUUGUGAAGGGGGCGGUCCUUCUGCUGGGAGAUGGCGAGAGGGGGAGCCUGGAUGAAGAGACUUUUGCCUCUCCGCCUUCUCCUGUUAAGGAAGGGGGUGGAGCUCAGGACACGAGGCGCAAACACCUCCAAGCCAUGGUUGAACAGCUUCGACCAGAGGAUACCGUUAAGCUGGCGGUGCAGUUGGAGUCCGUCAGCUCCGUCAGAGUCAGGUAUCUGAUCAUUGUCUCCACCCUUGGCAACAAACAAGAGAGCAUACUGCUAGGCAUGGACUUCCCUAACCCAGACAGCGAUCGGUGCACCAUUGGCCUGGUUCUGCCAAUAUGGAGCGACACACAGGUGUAUCUGGAUGGAGACGGUGGUUUCAGUGUGACAACAGCUGAAGAGAUCCGCAUUUUUAAGCCUGUUUCCAUGCAGACCAUGUGGACAGUGCUGCAGGCUUUGCACGGGUGUUGCGAGCGGGCGGUCAACAAAGCGUUGAUCCCAGGCAAUGGCCUGGAGUGGGCCCAGCACUACCAGCAGCACACCGAGUCAGACCGCUUGUGCCUCAACGAGUGGGAGGUCUUGAACGACUUGGAGUCGGUCCGCAGGGACAGUAAUGGAGAGGGUUCGGCCGAUAGAAUUUCCAAUGAGGGACUGAUCAAAGAGCACCUGCGAGACAUCAUGAGGACUGAAGACCUCGACAACCUCACCUCUAAAAUGGUGCACUCUACGCUAGAGACCCGGAUAGGCUUUGACAUGAGACCCUUUAAGGAGUACAUCGACAAUGAGAUCCUGGUUACCAUGGCGCAGAUGGACAAACCCUCCAGAAUAUUUGACUACCUUUACUUGGGCUCUGAAUGGAAUGCAGCUAACAUCGAGGAGCUGCAGAAGAACAAUGUGGGCUACAUCCUCAAUGUGACGAGGGAGAUUGACAACUUUUUCCCAGAGUCCUUCACUUAUAUGAACAUCAGAGUCUACGAUGUGGAGGCCAGCAACCUGCUCCCUCACUGGACAGACACAUACAACUUCAUCAACACUGCCAGGCAGCGUGGACAGGCCGUGUUGGUGCACUGUAAGAUGGGCGUCUCUCGCUCAGCUUCCACAGUCAUUGCCUACGCCAUGAAGCACUAUCACUGGCCACUGGAUAUGGCGUUGACCUACGUGAGGGAUUGCCGUUCCAUUGUCAAGCCCAAUGACGGCUUCAUGAAACAGCUGCAGACCUACAACGGCAUUCUGAAUGCGAGCCAGCAGCGUCACAACGCCCUCUGGAGGCGAAAGUCGAGAGAACAAAGGCAAAAAUCAAUGCGCAAGGAGGAGAGAGUGGGGGAAGGAAAGCCAGAGGAUGAGGAGGAUGAGGAGGAUGAGGAGGAUGAUGAUGGGGAGGAUGGGGAAGAUGACUGUGAGCUGUCUGAUGAGGAAGAGCUGGAGAGUCUAGAUGAAACAGAGGAUCCACAGCAGGACUUGCAGGUGUUUGAAGAGCCAACCCCCCAAUCGGACACGAGCCAGACAGAAUCACCGGUCAUCACAGUAAAUGAACCAAACUUGGUCGCUCCGAGCGUAAAUCGCAGCGGCAGGAUGAACCUCUUCUCCCUCAUGCAGUCCAUCAGCGAUGAGGAUAAAGGGCGUGAACAGCUGCUCGGCAGUCCGAGGCGGUCUCCAGCGCAGCGGAUGUUUAGCCAAGGGAGACGGAGUCUGAUCCACCAGAGUGCGUGUGUGGAUCUUUCCCCUGAACCACGCAGCCUGCCAGAAGCCAGUGAAAGCAAACCCUGAAGGAAUCAAAGACAUGGAAGGCUGGGGAGUUACAGGGGCCCAUUACGGUGCAAGUGGAUGGAAAAAUCCUCUUUUUUUGGGGGGGGGGGGUUUAUGUUUGAGGUUUUUUGGAUGAUAAAGGUUUUAAUUUAUGUUUCUUUUCGUAUCUCUUCAUAAUAUUAUAGAUAUUAUUUUUAGAACACAUCCUACCACGUGCAGACCUACUGGUUUCUACCUUUUCUCCUCUCCCCUCCUUCAGCUCACACGCCGACACUCCUGAGAUGAUUUCUAUGCAAUUACUGUUCUUUUUAUUUUCCUCAGUAAAUAGGAGGCUGUAUGCUGCCAGUACAAGGUAGAUGGUUUUAAAUUUGUUUUCAUAUUCUCUUAUGUUAAUUAUUCACAAAUGGAAGUAUUUCCUUUCUUCUAAGCUGUGCACAAUGCACCAAGUUUGCCAAACAGUGUGUUAAAUGUGCCAAUCAUAUUAUUAAAUUAAAAAUCUUUAUCUUGUCAGUGCGUUAAGAACCAAUGUCACCUGUUUUAUUUUUAUUCAUUCUAUUCAAAUACCGGGGCUGUAUGAGUGCCUUGAACCUGAGAAUAACAUGUGAAAUAUGAAUGGCUGGUGUUUUUGAUGUUUUUGCUAUGGAGGUGAUGGCUGAAUAUUGUAUGAGUCGUGUGCGGUUUCGCUGAUAUCAGUGUAAUUGUAACUGCCCAAAGUAUUUGCAUGUAUACACAGAUGUAUCAUCCAAUAAUUGCUGGCUGCAUGUUAUGUAUUUAUACAUGUUAGAGAAUAUUCAGGGUUUUCUUGUGUAUUCCAAUUGACAUUUAAUGGACUGAGGUUAGUUAUUAAAGAUACUGUUUUCAGGCUUA